CAAAAUGAGAUCCACGGCACAGGGACUGUCAGCCGGGAAAUCAAAAGGACGUAAUUCAGGCCGUGUCAUCUCACAGAGUUGUGGUCUCAUCAUCAGCCUGUGAUUACAGAUGUAACAAGCAAGUGAAAGGACAUGAGGAAAUACGGCUGGAACAGUUUCAAGGAUUUAAUUUUCAGAAAUCCCUCAGCUGUCAACCAGGAUCCACAUGUGGAUGAUGGGGAUGAAAAUGCAGAACGUGGGAACUGGGCCAACAAAAGGGAGUACAUCCUGUCAACAAUUGGCUACGCCGUUGGAUUGGGAAAUAUCUGGAGGUUCCCAUAUCUGGCCUACAAGAAUGGAGGGGGUGCCUUUCUCAUCCCAUAUUUUGGGAUGCUGGUGGUGACUGGAAUCCCUCUUUACUUCCUGGAAAGUGCCUUGGGUCAGUUCUGCAGCCAAGGUCCAAUUAACAUUUGGAGGGCUGUGCCACUACUACAGGGUGUUGGUGUUGCCAUGGUCAUGGUAACUCUAAUAGUAUCAGUUUACUAUAAUGUCAUCAUCGCCUACAGCCUGUACUACAUGUUCGCCUCCUUCCAGUCUCCUCUGCCGUGGUCUGGCUGCUUCAACUGGGCUGACAGUAACUGCAGCAACACGACGAUAGUGCCCUGUAAUGUAAGUGGUGUUUUACUGGCCAACGGGACUCAAGAAAACAGCACUUGUCCUUCGUCAGACAAAAUCACAAGUCCGAGCGAGCAGUACUGGGAUCGUGUGGCUCUGCAGAGAUCCAGCAAUCUAGAAGAAACAGGACAGGUAGUGUGGCACUUGGCCCUCUGUCUGCUGCUGAGCUCCAUACUUGUUGCUGCAUCACUCAUCAGAGGGAUCAAGUCAUCAGGAAAAGUUGUGUAUUUCACAGCUACAUUUCCCUAUGUGGUGAUUCUGAUCCUGCUGAUCAGAGGCGUGACACUAGAGGGGGCAAGAGAUGGGAUAGAGUUCUACAUUGGUUCCCAGUCCAAUCUGACCAAACUGACUGAAGCACAGGUCUGGAAAGAUGCUGCGACUCAGACCUUCUACUCGCUCUCCAUUGGCUGGGGUGGAGUCAUGACUCUUGCCUCAUAUAAUAAAUUCCACAACAAUCUGCUCAAGGAUUCAUUUGUUGUAACACUUACUAAUGCUGGUACCAGCGUGCUUGCAGGCUUUGCCAUAUUUUCCAUCUUGGGUCACAUGGCUCACGUCUACAAAAUGCCCGUCGGAAAAGUGGUGAAGGAAGGAUUUGGCCUGGCGUUCAUUGCAUAUCCAGAUGCUCUGUCUAAGCUUCCCGUUUCCCCUCUGUGGUCCAGUUUGUUCUUUUUCAUGCUUCUGACUGUUGGUCUGGACUCUCAGUUUGCUGGGAUAGAGGUGCUCACCACCUGCAUAAUUGAUGCCUUCCCUAAAACACUUAAAUCUAAACGUGCCUUACUCAGUACAGCCACGUGUGCCAUCCUCUACCUUUUGGGCCUACCAUGUGUCACACAGGCAGGGAUAUACUGGGUGACGCUAAUCGACCAGUUUGUUGCCAGCUGGGUGCUGCUAAUGUUGGUUCUUUUGGAGAUCAUUGGUGUCUGCUACAUAUAUGGAGGGAAUCGUUUUGUUAAAGACAUUGAGAUGAUGCUUGGAAAGAAGAGUUUUGCUUUCUGGCUGUGGUGGAGAUUGUGUUGGUUCUUUAUCAGCCCCUGCAUCAUAGUGGUGAUUCUGGUCUGGUCUUUGAUGACAUUUACACCACCUUCUUAUGGAGCAUCCCAGUUCCCAGUCUGGGGCCUUGCGCUAGGCUGGUGCAUGGUGGUGUUUGUCCUCCUUUGGAUCCCUGUCAUUGCUGUGUAUAAGCUUACCAGAGUAGAGGGAAGCCCCUGGAAGCAACUGAAGUCCUUGUGCUCUCCAUCUGAAGAAUGGCACCCCUACCUAGAUGUCCAUCGAGGAGAACGCUACUCAGAGGAACGCUGCCGUUGCAAGAAGAGCCAUAACAGACCAGAAAUAAAUGUAAACGUAGUCUGCAGCUCAUGGCUCUGAAGUGUGGUUUUGUAUGUUUAUCUUUCCCUUUGUUGAAGCACUGUACUGAAACACCAUCAUUACACUGAAAGUCAAAGCCACUUGAACUGAUGUUUGACCUCCAGGAGGCAGAGAGAAACUCUAAUGCAAACCAGCAGCAGAUUACAAUUAUCAUGUUCAAACACUCACAUAACAUGCCAGCAGACACCAGGCAACAUGGGUAUUUGUCAGAUAUUUUACUUUUCAGAUGCCAACAUCCACUUUUCAUUUAGCUGAGGUUUGGUCCACUACCUUCAGUGGAAAAUAUCUUUGUUGUCUUUGACUCAGCCAGGUACCGUGUUACCCACUGGGACAGGUAGCAUACAACGAGGUUCUGUGUGAAAGUAAAAGUAAAAGAGAGUUUUAGUUUAGUUUAGUACACACAAACUGAUGAACUACUACAGUGGUGGAUCAAAGCCAAUUACAGCCAUCAAUGAUUUUAUGUUAAAAAGAAUGAUUUGGUUAUAUACAGACACACAUACAGUAUAUGGGCCUUUAGAAUCAGGUAAUGUUUCUUAUUUUGAUCCUUGGAAUUUCUAUGUUAUGCUUGUCUUUUUAUGUACGUGUAUAAUUUCUUGUUAAUUGUUUGUUUCUUGAU
Molecule: messenger RNA, 2635 nt
Organism: Monopterus albus (swamp eel)
Lineage: Eukaryota; Metazoa; Chordata; Actinopteri; Synbranchiformes; Synbranchidae
Gene: slc6a14
Product: solute carrier family 6 member 14
Exons: 17
Coding region: 133-2019 (628 amino acids)
Biological process (GO): beta-alanine transport; amino acid import across plasma membrane; (R)-carnitine transmembrane transport
Cellular component (GO): plasma membrane
Molecular function (GO): neutral, basic amino acid:sodium:chloride symporter activity; (R)-carnitine transmembrane transporter activity; alanine transmembrane transporter activity
Source: RefSeq, a predicted model, not a curated record